Molecule: messenger RNA, 7499 nt
Organism: Acomys russatus (golden spiny mouse)
Lineage: Eukaryota; Metazoa; Chordata; Mammalia; Rodentia; Muridae
Gene: Ubr3
Product: ubiquitin protein ligase E3 component n-recognin 3
Exons: 40
Coding region: 1-5739 (1912 amino acids)
Biological process (GO): protein ubiquitination; ubiquitin-dependent protein catabolic process via the N-end rule pathway
Cellular component (GO): cytoplasm; ubiquitin ligase complex
Molecular function (GO): ubiquitin protein ligase activity; zinc ion binding
Source: RefSeq, a predicted model, not a curated record
AUGAAGGCUGGUGUGGUGGUACAUGCCUCUGAGCUCAGCGUGGAGGAGGUGCAGAGGCAAACCCAUCUCUCUCUCAUCAUGGCGGCAGCGGCGGCGGCCGUCGGGGGCCCGCAGCCGCCCCAGGCCGAGGUACCGGCGCAGGGGCCGGCCCUAGACAAGGCGGCCACCGCCGCGCAUCUGAAGGCCGCUCUCAGCCGGCCGGACAACCGUGCGGGCGCCGAGGAGCUGCAGGCGCUGCUGGAGCGGGUGCUGAACGCAGAGCGGCCGCUGGCCGGGGCUGCGGGCGGCGAGGAGGCGGCGGCGGGCGGCGGCGGCCCAGGCUCGGCGGACGAGGAUGCCCUGGAGUGGUGUAAGUGCCUUCUGGCCGGCGGCGGCGGCUACGAUGAGUUCUGCGCGGCCGUGCGGGCCUACGACCCCGCGGCGCUCUGCGGCCUGGUCUGGACGGCCAACUUCGUGGCCUACCGCUGCCGGACGUGCGGCAUCUCUCCCUGCAUGUCGCUGUGCGCGGAGUGCUUCCACCAGGGCGACCACACUGGACACGACUUCAACAUGUUCCGCAGCCAGGCCGGGGGCGCCUGCGACUGCGGGGACAGCAACGUAAUGCGGGAGAGUGGGUUUUGCAGAAGACAUCAGAUUAAAUCAAGUUCGAAUAUUCCCUGUGUUCCCAAAGACUUACUGAUGAUGUCUGAAUUUGUUCUUCCAAGAUUUAUUUUUUGUCUUAUUCAGUACUUAAGAGAAGGCUAUAAUGAACCAGCAGCUGAUGUACCAUCAGAAAAAGAUCUUAACAAAGUUCUUCAGCUUUUGGAGCCUCAAAUUUCAUUUUUAGAAGAUCUGACUAAAAUGGGUGGAGCAAUGAGGUCUGUUCUAACUCAGGUGUUAACAAAUCAACAAAACUACAAAGAUCUGACUUCUGGUCUUGGAGAAAAUGCUUGUGCAAAGAAAAGCCAUGAGAAGUACCUUGUAGCUUUGAAGAGCUCUGGACUCACAUACCCUGAGGAUAAGCUUGUGUGUGGGAUGCAGGAGCCGUCUGCUGGCACUCGCCCUCUGCCGGUUCAAGGUUUGGCAGGUGCUACUGGAACACUGGGACAAGUAGAUUCUUCAGAUGAGGAGGACCAGGAUGGGGGUCAAGGCUUGGGAAAGAGAAAGAGGGUAAAGCUAAGCAGUGGCACCAAAGAUCAAUCCAUAAUGGAUGUUUUGAAGCAUAAAAGUUUUUUAGAGGAACUAUUGUUUUGGACAAUAAAGUAUGAAUUUCCCCAGAAGAUGGUGACUUUCUUACUCAAUAUGCUUCCCGAUCAAGAAUAUAAGGUUGCUUUUACAAAAACUUUUGUUCAGCAUUAUGCUUUUAUUAUGAAAACACUGAAGAAAAGUCAUGAAUCAGACACAAUGUCUAACAGAAUUGUGCAUAUUAGUGUUCAGUUGUUCAGCAACGAGGAACUAGCCAGACAGGUGACAGAAGAAUGUCAGCUUCUGGAUAUUAUGGUCACUGUGCUGCUAUACAUGAUGGAAAGUUGCCUUAUUAAAAGUGAACUGCAAGAUGAAGAAAAUAGUUUACAUGUGGUGGUGAACUGUGGAGAAGCCUUACUGAAGAAUAACACUUACUGGCCUCUUGUUAGUGAUUUUAUUAAUAUUCUUUCUCAUCAAAGUGUGGCUAAGAGGUUUUUAGAAGAUCAUGGCUUGUUAGUUACAUGGAUGAACUUUGUUUCUUUCUUUCAAGGUAUGAAUUUGAACAAGCGAGAACUCAAUGAGCAUGUGGAAUUUGAAUCUCAGACGUACUAUGCUGCCUUUGCUGCUGAGCUUGAAGCCUGUGCACAGCCGAUGUGGGGGCUCUUAUCACACUGUAAAGUUAGGGAAACUCAAGAGUAUACCCGAAAUGUUGUAAGGUACUGCCUUGAAGCUCUUCAAGAUUGGUUUGAUGCUAUUAACUUUGUAGAUGAGCCAGCUCCUAACCAAGUCACCUUUCACCUGCCACUACAUCGCUAUUAUGCAAUGUUUUUGAGUAAGGCUGUGAAAUGUCAAGAACUAGAUUUGGAUUCACUUUUACCAGAUCAGGAAAUGUUAAUGAAACUAAUGAUUCACCCACUCCAAAUUCAAGCUAGUCUUGCUGAAAUUCACAGCAACAUGUGGGUGAGAAAUGGUCUGCAAAUCAAAGGACAAGCCAUGACCUAUGUCCAGUCUCAUUUCUGUAAUUCCAUGAUUGAUCCAGACAUGUACUUAUUACAGGUCUGUGCUUCUAGACUUGACCCAGAUUACUUUAUAUCGUCUGUCUUUGAAAGAUUUAAGGUGGUGGACUUGCUGACCAUGGCUUCACAGCACCACAACACAGUACUGGACGCGGAGCAUGAGCGGUCCAUGCUGGAGGGCGCGCUCACGUUCCUUGUGAUUCUUUUGAGUCUUCGUUUACACUUAGGGAUGUCUGAUGAUGAGAUUCUCAGGGCAGAGAUGGUCGCCCAGCUGUGUAUGAAUGACAGAACGCAUAGCUCUUUGCUUGACCUUAUCCCAGAAAAUCCCAACCCCAAAAGUGGCAUUAUUCCUGGAAGUUAUAGCUUUGAGUCAGUUUUAUCUGCUGUAGCUGACUUUAAGGCUCCUGUUUUUGAACCUGGAGGCUCUAUGCAACAAGGCAUGUAUACUCCCAAAGCUGAAGUCUGGGAUCAGGAAUUUGACCCCGUCAUGGUCAUUCUUCGAACAGUUUACCGCCGCGAUGUGCAGUCUGCAAUGGACAGAUAUACAGCAUUUUUAAAACAGAGUGGAAAGUUCCUUGGCAACCCGUGGCCUCCUUAUAGGAAAAGAACAUCACUCCACCCCAGCUACAAAGGCCUCAUGAGACUUCUGCACUGCAAGACCUUGCACAUUGUGCUGUUCACGCUGCUCUACAAGAUUCUAAUGGAUCAUCAGAAUCUGUCUGAACAUGUGCUCUGUAUGGUGUUGUAUUUAAUUGAGUUAGGCCUUGAAAACUCUGCUGAGGAUGACUCUGAGGAAGAGGUAUCAAUGGUUGGACCAGAACGUUGUCAUGACAGUUGGUUUCCUGGCAGUAACUUGGUAUCAAACAUGCGACACUUUAUAAAUUAUGUUAGAGUGCGAGUCCCGGAGACUGCUCCUGAGUUGAAAAGGGAUUCAUUUGCCAGCACAAGCUCUGAUGGUUUGGGCUCUUUACAAAAUUCUGGCACAGCUCAAGUUUUCAGCUUAGUAGCAGAGCGUAGAAAGAAGUUUCAGGAGAUCAUCAAUCGAAGCAACAGUGAAGCAAAUCAGGUGGUUCGGCCCAAAACUCCAAGUAAAUGGUCAGCUCCUGGCUCAGCUCCCCAGUUAACCACAGCCAUUUUGGAAAUUAAGGAAAGCAUAUUGUCUUUGUUAAUAAAACUUCACCACAAACUCUCAGGAAAACAAAACUCUUACUAUCCUCCAUGGCUCGAUGACAUAGAAGUUUUACUACAACCAGAAAUCCCUAAAUACAGUCACGGGGAUGGCAUAACUGCUGUAGAAAGAAUAUUGCUGAAAGCCGCAGUGCAAAGCAGAAUGAACAAGCGCAUCAUUGAAGAGAUAUGCAGAAAAGUGACUCCUCCCUUGCCACCCAAAAAAAUCACUGCAGCAGAGAAGAAAACCCUGGAUAAAGAGGAGAGGAGACAAAAGGCUAGAGAAAGGCAGCAGAAAUUGCUUGCGGAGUUUGCCUCACGACAGAAAAGCUUUAUGGAAACUGCAAUGGAUGUUGAUUCUCCUGAGAACGAUAUUCCUAUGGAAAUUACCACAGCAGAGCCACAAGUUUCUGAGGCUGUGUAUGACUGUGUCAUUUGUGGACAGAGUGGUCCUUCUUCUGAAGACAGACCUACAGGACUGGUUGUGCUGCUACAGGCAUCAUCAGUGUUAGGUCAGUGCCGGGACAAUGUUGAGCCAAAAAAGUUGCCGAUCACUGAAGAGGAACAGAUAUACCCUUGGGACACAUGCGCAGCAGUUCAUGAUGUGAGGCUUUCAUUACUGCAACGUUAUUUUAAAGAUAGUUCUUGCCUUUUAGCGGUAUCAAUUGGCUGGGAAGGAGGUGUUUAUGUACAAACUUGUGGCCACACAUUGCACAUAGAUUGUCAUAAAUCCUAUAUGGAUUCAUUACGGAAUGACCAGGUUCUUCAGGGCUUCUCAGUGGACAAAGGAGAAUUCACAUGUCCUCUCUGUAGACAGUUUGCUAACAGUGUUCUUCCAUGUUAUCCUGGAAGCAAUGUGGAAAAUAACCUUUGGCAGCGUCCUUGUAAAAAAAGCACACAAGAUCUCAUAAAGGAAGUGGAGGACCUGCAGGGACGGCCGGGAGCUUUCCCAUCAGAAACCAACUUAAGUAAAGAAAUGGAAUCUGUAAUGAAAGACAUAAAAAAUACCACUCAGAAGAAAUACAGAGACUAUAGCAAGACCCCAGGCUCACCAGACAAUGAUUUUCUCUUUAUGUACUCUGUUGCUAGAACCAAUUUGGAGCUGGAAUUGAUUCAUAGAGGAGGCAGCCUAUGCUCAGGCGGUGCAAGCACAGCUGGUAAAAGGUCUUGUUUGAAUCAGCUGUUCCAUGUAUUAGCCUUGCACAUGCGGCUUUAUACCAUUGAUUCUGAGUAUAAUCCAUGGAAAAAACUCACCCAGUUAGUGGAAGAUAUGAAUUCACAGCUGGGGAAUGAAGACCAGCAACCUGAAGUUCCAAUCCUUUAUCAUGAUGUGACGUCCCUUCUGCUCAUCCAGAUCUUAAUGAUGCCACAGCCCUUACGCAAAGAGCACUUCACCUGCAUCGUCAAAGUCCUCUUCACCCUGCUGUACACGCAGGCCCUGGCAGCACUCUCAGUUAAGGGCAGUGAAGAGGACCGGUCGUCAUGGACACGCACGGCAGCUCUCAAGAAGAAUACGUGUGAUGCAGAAAAGUCUCAUGAAGUGCUGCUGAGCUUUGUUAUAAGUGAGCUGUCUAAAGGGAAGUUAUACUGUGAAGAAGGAGCUCAGGAGUGUGCAAUGGUUAGUCCUAUUGCUUGGUCUCCUGAAUCCAUGGAAAAAUACAUACAGGACUUCUGCUUGCCUUUCCUCAGGAUCAGCAGCCUUCUUCAACACCACCUCUUUGGGGAAGAUUUACCAAGUUGCCAGGAAGAAGAAGAAUUUUCAGUUCUUGCCAGCUGCCUGGGACUUCUGCCAACUUUUUACCAGACAGAUCACCCGUUCCUCAGUGCCUCUUGUCUGCACUGGCCAGUUGCCGCACUUGACAUUAUAACACAGUGGUGUCUUGAGAUAAAAUCAUUUACGGAGAGGCAUGCAGAACAAGGAAAGGCCUUGCUUAUCCAAGAGUCAAGAUGGAAAUUACCACACCUGUUACAGUUGCCUGAGAAUUACAACACCAUUUUUCAGUACUACCACAGAAAAACCUGCAGUGUCUGCACCAAGGUUCCUAAAGACCCGGCUGUUUGCCUCGUUUGUGGCACUUUUGUGUGCCUGAAAGGACUGUGCUGCAAGCAGCAAAGUUACUGUGAAUGUGUGCUGCAUUCUCAGAAUUGUGGUGCCGGAACAGGAAUUUUCCUUUUAAUCAAUGCGUCAGUGAUUAUCAUCAUCCGAGGCCACCGCUUCUGCCUCUGGGGUUCUGUCUAUUUGGAUGCUCAUGGAGAAGAAGACCGAGACCUCAGGCGAGGCAAACCUCUCUACAUCUGUGAGGAGCGAUACAGAGUUCUUGAGCAGCAGUGGGUGUCUCACACUUUUGACCACAUCAAUAAAAGAUGGGGUCCACAUUACAAUGGGCUGUGACGCACACCUCAGCACUGCAUAUACUAUCAUUUUCACUGACAUUGGUUUUAUCAACAAUAAGCUUUAAUUUAAUUUGGGGGGAUUGAUGUCUUUGCUGAAGGAUAAAGAGAAAACAUACAUUAUGAAGCCUUCCCAAAAUUAGGUGCUUGAUAACCAUAUUAAUGGUAUAAUAUUUUUUCUCAAGUAUCUGGACAACAAAUAAGAUAAAUCAUCCAUUAAUGGUCAUUUUUUUUGAGUGCACAAUUAAUAAAAAGCACAACUUGUCCACAAAAAUCAUUCAGAAACGAUUUUCCCUACAGUCCCCUUACUGGCUGUUCACUGAGAGAAAGGAUGUGAUUUAUUUGAAGUUUUACUGCUCUUUUUGUGUUUUAAUUUGCAUCUGCUAAACAUAAUGCAUCUUUUCCUUUGUCAUCCUUGUGUUGAUUUGAGAUUUUUGCUGUAUGUAAUUAGAAAAAUGUAAAACAUGAUUUAUGUGAAAUAUUGUAUAGUAAAAAUUGGUCUAAUUAGUAGAACUUUAAAUUUUUUCUUAUUGUGAGGAAUCUGUUAAAAGUUUAAGGCUUUGCUGAAAACUUAAUUCAUUCUCAGGAAUUUCAUAAAUGCUUUCCCUGGGUAAAUAACUGACCUAGCUGUAAAAUAGAUAGCUGCUAUCCGUAUAGUGGAGUGCACUGGGGGAGGGGCAAAGCAUAUGUGUGGUUGGGGAGGUCCUUAAAAAUAAAAACCUGUGGGCUGAGGGUAUAGCUUAGUGGUAAAAUGCUUAGCUAAUAUUCACAAAACCCAAGUUCAUCUUAAGCACCACACCACCACCAACAACAAAAAAAAUCAAUUUGCCAUUUCAGUGGAAUGAAUUAUUAAGAGUUGUUAGUGCCUACUAGAUGUUACAAUAAAAUCAAAAGGGUUAAGAACACAUGAUGGCAGAGUUUUGAUUCUGUGCAUGCCCACCUUUUAUUACCAACCAAGCUUUUAUUUAUAUGCUCAGUUUGAAAAUGCUCAUUUGUCCCAACAGAUGGACUUUUAAAGUUCUGGAUUUCCAACUCUCCUGACUGACGGAAGAAGCUGUCUGUGUUAGGUUUUUGCAGUAUAAUCACUGCGGCUUUCUUGUGGGCUCCUAAAGCAGGCAAGGCUCAGAGGCGCUGGCCUUGGGAGUGAGCCAUGCUGCUGCUUUGAGACACUGCUGUGAAGUCAGCUUGUGUGCGCAGGGGUUUAAUUGAGAAUGGGAAUGAAUGAGCUAAAAUUCACACAGUAAGGGGGAAGGAAGAUGACAGAAAAGCAUGUUUUAUUGAUACCAAGAUUUUUUUUCUAGGUGAUUCAGUAAUGUGAUGAUUAUUUUAUACAUAGUGCUAUCAAGCAAUUCCUGGUACUUUGGAUUUCCAUGGCUUGUUACAUAAAAUUACAUUUUUACUUGUAAAGGUAAACUUUGAAACAUUGAAUGAGACAAUAUUAAAGUAACAUCAGACCCAUGUUCCAAAAUGUUCUGAAUGGCAUGGCAUUACAGAAUAUGAAAAUUAACAGAAAAUGAUGCUUUGCAUUCAAAUAAGGGAAACAGUAGGGCACGUUCAGAUGUGCUCAAAAUCUGUCAGAUGAUUGCCUGGAGCGCUUGAAGAAAAUAUGCGGGAAUAGCUUGCUGUUUUCAUAUACAUUAUCAAAAUCGUGAGAUAGCUUUCUGUAAGACUAGAAUGGUUUGCUGAGGUAAAAUCACUGUCCUUCCAGCACCUGCUUUUUAAAGGACUGUGCUGUAAGUUUACCCUGUUACCUUGUUUGCA